UCCUUAUUCUACAUUGUUUGUAUAUUUGGUAUAUGGUGAAUGGUCUGCACUUACAUAGCACUUUUUAUCCAAACUGUGUCUCAUUCACCCAUUCACACACGCACACCAAUGGUAGAAGAGCUGCCAUGCAAGGCGUUAACUUGCCAUCGGGAGCAAUUUGGGGUUCAGUGUCUUGCCCAAGGACACUUUAGCAUGUGGAGUCAUGUGGGCCGGGAAUCAAACUGCCAACCCUACAAUCAGUGGACAACCCGCUCUACCACCUGAACCAUACCCGUCUUUAUUUAGAUGCAAAUUUGGGGGUUUUUUUCCUGGUAGUGUAGAUAAGCAUCUGAAAAGUGUGAUACUUUUUCCAUGUGAGUCCUAUGCUUUGUCCAAUCAGCAGCGAGCAUAUGGUGUUCAAUACAGGCCUACCCUUUCUGUUUUGAUUUAAAUGUUAAUGUGUUUCUCAUUUUGCUGUUUUGUUUUCACAUUCAUUGAUGUGUUGCUGAAUUUGCUGUCAUGUUAAUCUUUUGUUAAUGUUUUUUGUCUACCCAGGCUUUUGUCACCAUUUUCUCCCCUCCUUUGCCUGUUUACAGUACCUGUAUCUGUUUGCAUUGACUGUCCCAGGUGCUGCAAUGGAUCGAGUUAGCCUGCUUUGGCGGUUGAGGCGUCGAGCCCGUCGUGGAGUUUUUUGCAUGGCCCUAUUUUGCAUGACCAUGGCUGUACUGUAUACACUGUGUGCUGAAAACAGUGUACCUGUCACUGAUGCCAUCUUUGGGGUGAGGGCAAGGACUAGGGCACAGCCAAGGGCGCACACUAUUGUAAAGGUGCUUCGGGGAGCGGGUGGAUCAAAACCGAUGUAUGUGGACCCUCAAAAGCUCCCGGGUGUUAUUCCUGGAGAUCCUCAAAAGCCUAUCCCUGUCCUCUCAUCUUUAAACUACUCAAUGGAGGCAAGUCAAAAGGAGCAGCACCCUGUGAGCAAAGAAAGGGAACGACAUGGGCUUCUUGCUUGGCUAUUGGGCAGACCACUGAGUCAUGCGCUUGAGACCGUUAUAGGGGGCCGAAGAAAAGACCCAGCCGGCCAUAAAGUGGAAGAUUUCUUUGUCGCCAAGGGGAAGGGUGGAAUGAUAUGGAAUGAUGAGAUGUCCAGUAGCAUGCUGGACAAAAGGCUGAAGAAGGUGGUGCAGAACUAUCAGGCAAUGAAUAAAUAUGGCGUGAAUCUCUCCAGAUCAGAAGGCGGAAAAAGACGGGUAAAACUGAGUGGCCCAGAGCUCUUGUGCCAACUCAAAGAGUUGGUGAAAAUCACCACAUUAACACCAGAGAUGGAGCCAUUUACUAAAUUUCCCUGGGCCUCCCAGCUGCCUGCACGACCCCUGACCUCUGCACUUGGUCCAUUUAAAACAUGUGCUGUUGUGUCGUCUGCAGGUUCUCUGCGGAACUCUGGACUAGGGAAAGAGAUUGAUGCCCAUGAUGCAGUAGUACGAUUCAAUGCUGCACCCACUGUGGGCUUUGAGAAAGAUGUGGGCUCUAAAACUACAGUGCGCCUGAUCAAUUCACAGGUGAUGGCAUCAGAAGAUCACCACUUCCUGUCCAGUUCUUUAUACAGCAGUGGAACAUUAGUGGCCUGGGAUCCUGCCCCUUUCUCCUCAGACCUAUCUGAGUGGUACAACAAUACAGAUUAUCCAAUAUUUAAACAAUAUCAGCGGUACAGACGGCUGCACCCACAACAGCUGUUUUAUAUUCUACAUCCCAGCAUGGAAUGGCAGCUAUGGAAGCAGCUACAAGAUAACAUGGCUGAGCCUAUUCAGAAGAACCCGCCUUCCUCAGGCCUACUAGGGACAGUACUGAUGAUGUCACUAUGCGACGUGGUCCAUGUCUAUGAGUUCUUGCCGUCACGGCGCAAAACCGAGCUCUGCCACUACUAUCAGAACUUCAGAGACGCAGCCUGCACCAUGGGUGCGUACCACCCUCUGCUUUAUGAGAAGAACCUGGUGAAGAGGAUGAACCAGGGUUUUGAGAAAGACAUCUAUAAUCGUGGCAGGGUGACGCUGCCUGGAUUUAACACCUUUGACUGUACACAGAUUUCCAACUCUUCAACUUCUUCAAAGGCGUACAUGAAAGACUUAAAGGUUUAAGUAAUAAAUUAAAUGCAUAAAUAAAAUGUUAUUAUUAUUAUUAUAAUUAUCAUAACUUAGCAUUCAGAAUGUGACUGUAUUAUUUAUUGCAUGACAAUGUAUGAUUACUGCAGUUUAUUUGGAAAAACAAAGCUGGUGUGCAGGAAGCUGGCUCCCUCCCCAUAAGCUGUACAUGUAUUUAUUUACAGGCUAUUUGUUAAUGAGUGCUUGAACACUUAAAGAACAUUUAUUUGCCAUCAUCAGUCGAGAGAAGGGAAUUUUGAGGGACACAUAUAACACAUGGAUAACAUGUACUCUGCUUUUUAGCUGAAUAGUUAGGACUGGCCAGAUUAUUAGUUAAAUCUACCAAUUACAACAGACACAUUUUGUGCCUAUAUUACAGACUGUAGCUCAUUUGAUGCUAUGCAUAAUUUGUCAGCCCCAAUCGCUCAAUGAAUAGAGAUCACCAUAGGACCAGCACUGACCUGAUAUUAUUUUGGGUGGUUGGCCAUUGUUUUUUUUAGCACAACAUUGACACUGACAAAUCAUUCUGUCUGGUGUAGGUAUGAGUGUGUAAUUUAUUUUAUUUUAUUUUUUACACCCUUUAAAGUGAUCCUAUAGUGAUGCCUUUCACAUGGCGUAAAGUAAGAUAUCAUGAAAUACACAAAAUAGUAGCAAGACGGAACAUAUAAACUUAUUUAUUAUUUAUUUAUUACUCCAAUUGGUGUCCACUUUGGUGCAUGUGUUCAGAGGGAAUUAUGUUGGUCAAAAAGGGAAUAAUUAAGCUUAUACUCAAAGAUCUUCACAAAAUGGGUGAACAAUUUGGUUUUCAAUCAAAUUGCCAUUCAGUAUAUAAUUUUUAAUUAUUUGAUUGCAAACAAUAAUGAUGAGAAAAUGUACAGUACAUUAAUUUCAUUUUCAAUCAGUCAGCCAUGCAGUAUUUCCUCUAUAUGGCCAAAGAUUUGUGGGCACCUGACCAUCAUACCCAUAUGUGGUUCUCUCCCUGUAUAGAAUAUCUUUGUACACAGUAAUAGUACAGUUUCCCUUCACUGGAACUAAGGUGCCCAAACAUGUUGCAGCAUGACAGUGUAUACAAUGGUCCAUGGAGACAUUCCUUGUGAAGGUUGGAGAGCCCUGAUCACAAUCUCACUGAACACCUUUGGGAUGAACUAAAACCUGGAUGUUGGCCAUAUGUCGUAUUUUUGCAGGUUAAUACUGAAGUUCAUUAUUACAAAUAAAAUGUUGAUGUUCUGUGUGAUUUUCUGUUAAAUAAUUUUUCCCCACCAUUAUUGUUAUUUUUCAAAAAUCACACAAAGGUCAUCAUUAUUGUUUGCCACCAGAUACUAAUAGUAAGUAUUUAAUUGCCAUUUGAAUGAAAAAAGGGUGGUCUCUGACUUUUGUACAGUAUGUAAUUUGACUGCAAAUAAGAAUGUGCAAGUCAUUACAAAUUCAGAGAGCAUUGAUGUCCACUUUCGAUAAGAGCCUGUUAAUCUAAACAGAGCGACUUUUAAAAAUCAUUAUUAUUUCUUAAUAUGCAUGCAGUCUUCUAUGAUGUCUCUUUAAAAGGCCAGAGUCAAUGCAAGGUUUCAAUGUAUAUAUGCAUUUGUUUAUUUCACUGUGAGGCUUUAUACCAACAGAAAUACUGUUCAACCUCAUUCUAUACAGAAUGUUCCUGCAUGUGUAGCUUAAAUUGCACUGCACCCUAACUUUGAUAAACUUGUUUCAUUCUUUAUGGCAUUCUUGCAAAAAGAUGUUUACUGACAGUGCAUGAAAGUUUGGAGUUUGGUUUUGUUGCCACAAAAAAGACUUGUUCUCAUUUGUGAUUCACAGUAAGCCUGAUUUCUGGGUAUUGGCUUAUUCAUGAGAUCACAUUGAGCAUCAUCUGCAUUCUCUUGAACCUUCUCCAGAUGUGUCGGAGGAGUCUAGCAUGAAAACUACACUGCAAGAUCAAUGUAAAAGAGACCUAUGCACAUUUCAUUCCCACUUAAGAAAAUUACAACCAUAUAUUUAUGUGUAUUAAGUAUAUUUUCUUAUGUAUUUUUAGAAUUAGACCUGUUAUUUUUCUCUCUGUACAAUGCUAAGUUAUUUAAAUAUUCUCAGCAGACACAGUAGACAUUCAAAUGCCAAAGCUGUUAUGCAUGUGACUCAGUUCCUAUGGGCCCUUGGAUGUGAUGUUGAGAAGAAGAAAAAAACAGCAUGUACACCAGAAGUAAAACUGUAAAUGAGUUUUAUAGAUGUUUUGUUGUUUUUUCAUGUCACUUUUUAUUCCUUUUGUUAACUUACAAUUGUGAUUGUGUGAAGUAUCUAGACAAAAUAAGCUUCAUUGUCCACUGAUUGCACAAUCUUCUCUUUGUCCUCUGAACUCAGAUGAUCAAAAGAAAACAAGAUUCUUUGAGAAGAUAAAAAACAAAUCUAUGACUACAUUAUAUAAAUAUUCUAUACAUCUUGAUUGUAUUGCUAAUUCUGCUUGCAUUUUCAGAUGCAGUACAUGUAGUAGUGCAUAACAGCAGUUUACAUUUGUAUUUAAAAAAUGGCUAAACUGACACAGUAGCGUAUGAAGAUAUUCUUACCCACCUACUAAAAGCACACAUUGAUUCUGUGCACAUUUUCUUUUGAUCUAAAUCACAGUAAUAUAAUCACUGUAUAGACCAGUGUUAAAAAACACUGCCAGUUCCAUCUCUGCCACUAAGGCCAUUUUAGGCAUCCAUCCAUCCAUUUUAAUCUCACUGUCUCAUCCAGACAAAUUUGCCUUUAGUAUCUGUUUCACAAUCAGCUUGUGAAAUGGUUUGUUUUUCACCUUGGUUGUGAUAACCAAGAAAAGUACAAUUAAACCUCUUAAAAUUCCAAGCUUUCUGUACUCUCGUAGUGCAUUUAUUUAUUUAUUUAUUUAUUUAUUUAUAUUUAUUUUUGGCCACAGUUUCCAUUAAGCAUGACAAUUUGCCACAUGUCACUGUAGUACUACUGUGUAUGUAUGAAUUAAAUAUAAAAUAUGUGUGCUUUAGUGUUUGCAGACUUUGAAAUGUUAUCUUUAAGAAAGUCAAUUGUACGCAUGGACUUCACUGUUUAUCAUCUGAAUUUUUGGGGGAGGGUUUUUUUUUUUUUUUAACAUAAAACACAACAUGAAUUCCAUCACUAUCACCAUAUGGAAUUUUCAUGCACUGAGCUCAUCAGCCCUUGAAUUAAAAGGUUUAAACACUGACUUCCACAAACAAAUUUAACAACAAACAAAUUUAACAUCAUCAUCCUAAAGGAGACAUGGUGCAAAACUGACAGUCACUCAGUGUACCCAAAGCUAUAAGGAAAUUCUAGUACCCUUUCAAAAGCUGAGCACAGUACACCAGGGCCAAGGCUCAGGGGGUCAGAUACAAAUCACACCUGCACAGAGUAAUAGACGCUUUUAAAACAGGAAAAUAACACAUUUGUCUAAAAAUGAGAAAAAAUACAUACUGUCUUCACAGGAGGAUGUAUUCUUUAGUACCAUAUACAUACCUGUUCCAUACAGUCUCUGUACUGCUCUGAGGACAUGUUUGUAGAGUUAGGGACAGAAAACAUCAGGACAAAAUGAUAAAAAACACCAGUUCUAAAUUUAAAUUGGUCAUUUUACAACUAUUCCAUUUGGUUCUGAGUAUAGGUUUCUACCAUGAAAUCUGGAAUCAAGCUCUGUUAACCCCAAUCUAUAAAACUGGAGAUAAUGUAUAGCAUCAUAAACUCAAGAUUUUUUAAAUCCUUAUUGAGCACAAUGUCUUGACUAGAAGUCCGAUGGGAUCUGACUGGAAAUUACAAACUGUUAUUAAAUAUGCACUUGUUUUAUUGCCUAUUAAAAAGGCUUUUGACUCCAACAUUGUUUAAACAUUUCAAUCCUGUAAUGCUUAACUGAGUUCAUCCUUACUUUCCUCUGCAUAGCAAGCACAGUAAACAGAAAAGCUGUACAAAGAAACAUUAAAUUUAUGGUCCUCUU
Messenger RNA from Ictalurus punctatus (channel catfish), 6051 nucleotides. RefSeq names its product ST6 beta-galactosamide alpha-2,6-sialyltranferase 1 (gene st6gal1). Gene Ontology annotation, molecular function: sialyltransferase activity. The coding region runs from base 516 to 2114 and encodes 532 amino acids. The transcript has 8 exons. NCBI's taxonomy places the organism in Eukaryota, Metazoa, Chordata, Actinopteri, Siluriformes, Ictaluridae. The record is from RefSeq and is a predicted model, not a curated record.